CCAACUGCAACCGCGUCUAGUCCAAUCUUCCAACAUCUACCAACAUGGCCGCACGUUUUUUGUUAGCUCUUGUUUGCGUCGCCGAGCUUGCUUCGAUGAUCGCAGCGGACGGCCACGGUGGUGGUCACAAGAAGGUGGUGAUUCACGUGCCGUUGUUUGUGAAGCAUCAUCACCACAAGCACACCAUCGUUAAGCACGUUCACCACAAGAGCGGUGGUGGCGGUGGUGAUGAUCAUUACGAGGUGCUAGGGUACACGUAUGGUGAACCUAAAGCUGCGCCACAUUUCGGUGGUGGUCACGGUUGGGGUGCUGCAGACGAGGGUCACGGGCACGAGGAUUCUCCGGUCAGCUUCGAUGGCGGGGAGCACGGCAGCUACGGACUUUCAGACGGCGAUUCAGGCCACGGAUAUUAACUUAUAAAAUACUUAAUAUCCAAACACAAAUAGUAUUAAACUUUGGAUAUAUUUCAUUAUACUAUCGUCUUCUAGA
Papilio polytes (common Mormon) is the source of this 489-nucleotide messenger RNA. RefSeq lists its product as uncharacterized. Lineage: Eukaryota; Metazoa; Arthropoda; Insecta; Lepidoptera; Papilionidae. The coding region runs from base 45 to 413 and encodes 122 amino acids. The transcript has 3 exons. The record is from RefSeq and is a predicted model, not a curated record.